CUCACAACAACUGAACUGAUGAUACUUUACUCUUACAAAAUCGAAAAAGUGAAAAACGGUAGAGCGGCAGCAGAAUAAGAAUUGAAAGAAAGAGAAGAAGUAGAAGUAGAAGGGAAGGAGUAGCAAUUGCAAAUUGCAAUUGCAUCGAAGAAGAGAAUGAGCGGUGGUCGAUUGUGCGCAUUGCUGGGAGAAUUGGGUUUGGAAUCAGGAGGAUCAUUAGACCCUGACAGCUUCGAAUGGCCUUUCCAAUACGAAGACACUCGACCCAUUCUCCACUGGAUCUGCUCCACUCUCCGUCCCUCCAAUAUCCUCUCUCACUCCGAACUCUCCCAGUUUGAGCAAUUCAAACAACAAGGAAACCUUCUUGAAGGACAAGAUUUGGACUUCGCUUUCGAUAGCAUUUCCGCCUUCUCCGACACCACCGACGAUCAAGAAGCCCUUUUUGGCCCUCUCAAUUUCAAGGACAUCAAGGAGGCCACUCAGGCUUAUAAAUCCGAAGCUGCCGAUUUGCAGAGACAGUUAAGCCAACUGCAGUCUCAGUUUGACAUGCUUUCUACCCAGGCCUCCAAUUUGACGCAAGGGAGACGAGCGCGUGUUGCUGCCACUUCUCUUGUCAAUGGUCACCUCACCGCCGUUGAUGAUAGCCUUUCCGUCAGGAAUUUGCAGAUGAAUGCAGUUCUUGGAAGAAUUACUUCUACAUCUCAGGAGUUGGCUCAUUACCAUUCAGGACAAGAAGAUGGUAUAUAUUUGGCAUACUCAGACUUCAAUCAAUUCUUACUUGGAGACUCAUCUUGUCUAAAAGAGCUUAAUCAGUGGUUUGCUAAGCAACUAGACACAGGUCCAUUCCGACUUGUUGCUGAGGAGGGGAAAUCUAAGUGCUCUUGGGUGAAUCUUGAUGACAUCUCAAAUACCUAUGUGAGAGAUUUAGAAAAAUCACAUCAUCAACGUGUGUCUGAGUUGCAACGACUUCGCUCAAUAUUUGGAAUAAGUGAAAGACAAUGGGUGGAAGCACAAGUUGAGAAUGCCAAACAGCAGGCUAUUUUAAUGACUCUUAAAUCACAAGUAUCAUCAGAUGAAGCUCACAUUCAUCUUGAUCAUCAUUCUCUUAGGAGAAAGCAUUCUGAAUUGAAAGGAGAACUUUCAAAUCUUUAUAACCAUGAAGAAAAGCUGCUAUCAGAGACUAUUCCAGAUUUGUGCUGGGAGCUAGCUCAACUACAAGACACUUACAUUUUACAAGGUGAUUAUGAUUUGAAGGUCAUGCGCCAAGAGUACUACAUCAACCGGCAAAAAGCAUUCAUAAACCAUCUCAUCAAUCUGCUUGCCAGGCACCAGUUCUUGAAGAUAGCCUGCCAACUGGAAAAGAAGCAGAUGCUUGGUGCAUAUUCCUUGCUUAAAGUUAUUGAGUCUGAGCUGCAAUCGUACUUGUCUGCAACUGAGGGACGGGUGGGUCGUUGCUUGGCCCUUAUCCAAGCUGCAUCUGAUGUUCAAGAACAAGGGGGAGUACAUGAUAAUGAUCAUUUUUUGCAUGCUAUUAGAGACCUACUAAAAAUUUAUUCAAAUACUCAAGCUACACUGUCGACAUAUGUAUCAGCACCUGGCAUUGUCCAGCAGAUAUCAACUCUUCAUUCAGACUUGAUGACCCUUCAAUCGGAUCUUGAGAAUUCCCUUCCAGAAGACAGAAAUAGGUGUAUUAAUGAACUGUGCACCCUUAUUCAAAGUCUACAACAACUACUCUUUGCAUCUUCAACAACAGCUCAGCCAAUACUGACCCCUCGGCCAUUGAUGAAAGAGCUUGAUGAAAUGGAGAAGAUUAACGCAAAACUCUCUGCUUCCGUGGAAGAGGUGACACUAGAGCAUGUCAAGAAAAAUGAGAUUGUGAAACAUCAUUCGCAGGAGAUUGGACUUCAAAGGAGAGUCUUUGUUGAUUUCUUUUGCAAUCCUGAGCGGCUGAGGAACCAAGUUAGGGAACUGACUGCGCGGGUCAGAGCGUUGCAGAUUUCAUAGCAAAAAGUAUAUUCUCUGAUUAUUUUAUCAUAAAGAAUAUACUUACCCCAUAUACUACAGUCAUGAUUUCAAAUUUUCCUCUGAGAAUCCAUUUGGCAUUGUUUCUAUGGAUGAUCAAAGUUAAUUCUGCUGAUUGGAUGGCUGCAAAAAGUGACAAAAUGGCUGUGCUAGAGUAUUGAAAUGAAUUUUUUUUUGCUAAUCCUUGCUUGUAUAUGAAACCAUGAAGACCAGAAGAGGCAGCCUAGGAUCAAUACCAAAGUUCCCCCAAUACACAAAAAGCUCCUAGGAUCUUGGCUUUUGCUAUCUUGCUUUCCAUGUCCACCUUCUCUAUCCUAAGAAUUUCAAGCAAAAGGGUCAGUGUUAGCGUAGGAUCUAUUUAUAUAUAAAAGAUGCUCCAUUAAAUUAUUUUUUUAUUAAAAUGUUUACUUUAUUUCUUUUUCA
Messenger RNA from Lotus japonicus, 2445 nucleotides. RefSeq names its product AUGMIN subunit 3. The record is from RefSeq and is a predicted model, not a curated record. Gene Ontology annotation, biological process: centrosome cycle; spindle assembly. The coding region runs from base 157 to 2004 and encodes 615 amino acids. Gene Ontology annotation, cellular component: centrosome; mitotic spindle; HAUS complex. Lineage: Eukaryota; Viridiplantae; Streptophyta; Magnoliopsida; Fabales; Fabaceae. The transcript has 16 exons.